Lachancea fermentati is the source of this 1749-nucleotide messenger RNA. The record is from the annotation of a GenBank genome assembly. Lineage: Eukaryota; Fungi; Ascomycota; Saccharomycetes; Saccharomycetales; Saccharomycetaceae.
AUGGUUGAGAAGUCUGAUUCGUAUUGUAAAGCAUGCGUCACUAAGAGAAUCAAGUGUGAUAAAGGUAAGCCACAAUGUAAAAACUGCCAAAACAGAAAUAUUUCUUGUAGGUAUCGUCUAACAUUGAAAUGGGGAGGAAGGCCAUAUAAAAAUAAGAAUAAGAUGAUUAAUAUACCGCAUAAUACGACUAUGAUCAACGGAGUAUUGGUUGCAAAGAGUGGAUUUGUCUCAACCAAGGCGAAAGUGAGGGUUAGGGAAUUUGUGAUUGCAGAGCAUUCCUCUAACUUCAAAAAGUCUUCAACGAGAAGCAGUAACCUUGCGAUGCGGAAAAAAACAGACGUCCAUGUUUCCGAGGAAACAUCGGAUCCUGCUGCGUUAAGUCAAGUUACUUUACUUGUCCACAAGUCGCAAGAAGAAGGAUUUGAAUUAUGUCAUUCUUUUAUACCUCGUUCAAGAAAACUCCUUUGUGAAUCAUGGCAGUAUGCAGAAUCAUUUUGCUAUUUUGUAAAGGAGACCUCUAGGUUUUUUGUGGUUUCUGCAGAUGGUCGGUUCUCAAAUCCAUUCGAAAUCAUCCUCCCGCAAAUGGCCAUGCGUUGUCCUGUUCUACUCAAGCUUUUGGCUGCAUUUGGGAGCAGGCAUAGGAUUUCCUGUUUGCCUUAUGACGAGGAGAGUGAGUAUGUUCCCCUGGACGAGUUGUUCCCCAUAGACGUAAAGGAUAGAGUGCUUGAUAGAGAACUUUUGCGCGAAGGGAUGCGGGAAUUGAUGAAAAGGCUUAUUCAUCCACUAAUGAGAUUUGACGACCUGACCCUUGCGAGUGUUCUUAUACUCGCAAGCUCUUGCAUUUUCUUUGGAGACGAUCAAAUUCGUUGGAGAGCCCACGUCAAUGGUGCAGAACUUAUCAUACACCGCAAAUCGCUUUCAGACUCCAAUCAUGCCUUAAAAGAACUAAGCUAUCAAGUUGGAAGAGAGCCCCAUUUCUUUUUAAGGAGAUGGUUUACAUAUAUUCAAGUGAUGGGUGUUCUAACAUCAGCUAAUUCCUCACCACCCACAAAGGACGUAUACAAUCUCAACUUUUCCUUCACUCUUCCGAAUUCAGAAGAAAAAAAAAGAGCGAUGAUGCAAUUAGAGGACAUUGAAUACACUAGCGGCAUGGAUUUGGUUGUCCUUUCCUUGUUAGCAAGAGUGGCGUAUCUCUUGUCUGAAAAAGUGAAUCUCCAGGACAAUAACUCUUUGGGACCAAUACUGAUACGAGGUAUGGAAUUGGAUUACGAAAUAAUGAAUCAUCUCGAAGUUACGGAAAGAGAAAGGGAUGAUAUGUUAAAAACCAUUCUUGAAGUUACGUCUUCAAAGUGCUCAACUCGUCGUAUGGCAACAUACGCCCUUUUAAGGUCAACAAACAUGAUAUUUGGUCUAACUGGAGUUGUUCUCUUGAGGCGGAGAGUAUUGGGCGUUUCUCCGACUAGUGAAAUGGUGAUAGAUUUGCUUUCAAAAGUAACAAACCUAAUAAGUCAAAGAAUGCCACAACCUUCCUGUCUUUUAUCUUCUAUCUUUUGCUGUGGAUGUGAGUUAAUCGAUCCCUCACUUGUACCAUUUCGUGACGUUUAUAUGAAUCACUUAGAAAAUUUUUCUAGGAGAGGGAUGUCCAGUGCCCUCAAAGCGAAGUCAGUUAUGGAGAGGUGUUGGAGAUCAAAGAAGCCUUGGUGGGAAAUAUUAGAAGAGAUGAAUAUGGAUAUUUGCUUCGCAAUAUAG